AUGGCGCUCUCAAACAAUUCAUUCUCACAGACCUACCACCGCUUAUUUGUUGAAUUGGCAGAUCCCCGGACCAAUGACUGGUUCCUCAUCAAAAACCCGCUGCCAGGGCUCACGAUUAUUGGACUCUACCUGUAUUUCACACUAAAAUGGGGACCUCGGUAUAUGGCUGACAAGAAACCCCUUCAGUUACAGAAAACUUUAGUGGUUUACAACUUCAUUCAGGUUUUGGUUAGCUGCUGGUUGUUUUACGAGGGCCUCGACGCUGGUUGGUUGAGGACCUACAGUUGGAAAUGUCAGCCAGUGGAUUUUUCGUCGACACCUGAAGCUUUAAGGGUAGCAAGAGGCGUCUACGUAUAUUUCUUAGCGAAAAUGACAGAACUACUCGACACGAUAUUCUUCGUAAUACGAAAGAAGGAACGGCAGAUUACCUUCCUACAUUUGUACCACCACACCGUGAUGCCCAUGAUAUCAUGGGGUGCUACGAAAUACUAUCCCGGUGGUCAUGGGACCCUCAUUGGAGUCAUCAACUCGUUUGUCCAUAUAAUAAUGUACACAUACUAUAUGUUAGCGGCUAUGGGACCUCAGUACCAGCGAUUCUUAUUCUGGAAACGACACAUCACGACAUUGCAAAUGCUCCAGUUCUGUAUCGCAUUCAUCCAUUCUUCUCAACUUUUAUUCUACGACUGCGGUUAUCCACGUUGGUCCGUCGUUUUUACUCUACCUAACUCCAUUUUCUUCUACUAUCUCUUUUAUGACUUCUACUACAAAGCAUAUGGAAAACCAGGAGAUAAGAAAAAAGUAUUGAAACAAAAUGAAGAAAAUCAUCAUCAUGAUAAGAAAUCAAACGGCAUAGCUAAUGGAUUAAAAACAGAAAAUGGUAAAGUAAAUGGAGUUCUUAACGAAGGAAAGAAAAUCGAC
Messenger RNA from Brenthis ino (lesser marbled fritillary), 918 nucleotides. NCBI's taxonomy places the organism in Eukaryota, Metazoa, Arthropoda, Insecta, Lepidoptera, Nymphalidae. The record is from the annotation of a GenBank genome assembly.